UCCACAUCUUGAUCCCUUCCUUCCUAAACAACCUCAGAACGCUCAUCAACACUGUGAAUCCCGCCGAUCUUCGACUUCAGCCCGCUCCACACUCAUUUCCACCAACACGUCAUCGCGCUAACCUUAAUUCGCGGAGCCGCAACUUUUUGAUUCCCCCAACACAAUGGCAGGACGCCGCUAUGAUGCGCGGACAACCACCUUUUCCCCAGAGGGGCGUCUUUUUCAGGUAGAGUACGCCAUGGAAGCGAUCGGUAACGCGGGUGCCGCCGUAGGCGUCCUCUCAACGGAGGGUGUCGUGCUUGCCGCUGAGAAGAAGACGGCCUCUAAACUGCUCGACACGGGCAAGCGCUCUGAGAAGAUGUACAAAAUUGACUCUCACAUCAUGUGCGCCGUCGCCGGUAUCACAGCUGACGCCAACAUUCUCAUCAAUCAAGCCCGUCUCGCCGCUCAGCGGUACUCCUUUGCCUACCAGGAGCCUAUCCCGGUGGAGCAUUUGCUCCAACUCAUCUGCGAUACCAAGCAGACCUAUACCCAGUUCGGUGGCCUCAGACCGUUUGGCGUCAGCUUUUUGUUUGCCGGCUGGGAUUGCCACUAUGGCUUCCAGCUCUAUCAGAGUGAUCCUAGCGGCAAUUAUGGUGGCUGGAAGGCGACCAGUAUUGGAGCGAACGCGAGCGCUGCUAGUAGUAUCUUGAAGAGCGAUUACACGGAAAAGAUGAAUCUCAACGAUGCCCUUAGCCUAGCUAUUAAGGUUCUCACCAAGACUAUGGAUAGCGCCACUUUGUCAGCUGAUAAGCUGGAGAUCUCCACCGUCUGCCAAAAAGAUGGAAGGGUGAUUCAUCACCAACUCUCGGACAAGGAAUUGGAGGCGCUGUUAAAGACUGCGGGUGUUCUGGCUCCCCCAAAGCCGGAAGCGUGAAAGUAAAGCCACCAAUCUAUAUGUAAACAGUAUGUCCCCGACCUGGUUUGUGCGAUCCGGGU
Molecule: messenger RNA, 978 nt
Organism: Chondrus crispus (carragheen)
Lineage: Eukaryota; Rhodophyta; Florideophyceae; Gigartinales; Gigartinaceae
Product: 20S core proteasome subunit alpha 3
Exons: 4
Coding region: 164-916 (250 amino acids)
Biological process (GO): ubiquitin-dependent protein catabolic process
Cellular component (GO): cytosol; nucleus; proteasome core complex, alpha-subunit complex
Source: RefSeq, a predicted model, not a curated record